AUGUCAGUCUAUCGAGAUGAGAUCGAUGGGCUGCGAGCAGUUGCUGUCAUCCCAGUCAUUUUAUAUCAUGCUGGUUUAACUAAAUUUAUGGCUGGAGGUUAUAUUGGUGUUGAUAUAUUUUUUGUGAUCAGUGGUUAUCUAAUUACAUCUGUCAUUGAGAAUGAACGCGAAGAAGAAAAAUUUUCAAUUGUUCAUUUUUAUGAACGACGAUGCCGUCGUAUUCUUCCAGCCCUUUUUUUGAUUUUAUUUACAAGUAGUUUUUUUGCUUAUUAUUGGAUGUUACCAGAACAGUUAGAAGAAUUUGGACAAACUUUAAUUUCUAUCAUUGGUCUUUCGUCAAAUUUUUUUUUCUGGUGGAAAGAUGAUGGUUAUUUUACAGCACUCACUGAAUUAAAUCCACUUAUUCAUACGUGGAGUUUAGCUGUUGAAGAACAAUUUUAUUUUUUGUUCCCGUUAAUAUGUUAUUUUUCUGGCAAAAGACAACGUUGUCUGAUCAUUGUACUGAUAUUAUUGGCUGUUCUAAGCUUUUUCUUUGCUCAAUGGGGUGGCAAUAUCGAAUCUAUUUCCAGUCAUCAUUUUUAUUUAUUUUCUCAACAUUCGUGGGCAUCAUUUUACUUACCUUUAGGACGAGCAUGGGAGUUACUACUUGGUUCCUUUGCUGCCUUUUAUUUACGCAAAAACAGUACAGUCCAAUCCACAUGGUACAAAUGCAAUGAACUUUUUGCCUUGAUCGGAUUUGUACUGAUUAUAAUAUCAAUUGUAUUCUUUGAUAGUAGAUACGUACCGCCAUUUCCGAAUUGUUAUACUCUUAUACCUACAUUGGGUGCUACGUUAAUUAUUCUCUGUGGAACAAACAGUACAUUAGUUGGAAAAUUACUUUCUAUACGUCUAUUCCGUUGGGUGGGUCUUAUUUCUUAUAGUGCCUAUCUUUGGCAUCAACCUAUACUCGCCUUUACUCGUCUAAAAACUUAUGAUACAUCACAAAUAUUACCUAUGUUAAUAAUAAUAAGUAUUGUUUUUCUACUUAGUGGUUUGAGUUAUGUUCUCAUUGAGCAACCAUUUCGUAAUAAAACGCGUUUUUCAAGGAAACAAAUAUUUUUUGGUGCUUUCAUUGCUGCUAUGUUAGCAUUCAUUCUUGCAGUAUUUCUUAUUCAAACUGCCACUAGUCGAUCAUUACUUGAUAGCAAGAAAAGUGAUCCAUAUCUAUCUGAUUUAAGAAACUAUGGUCAUUGGCAAUAUGUUGUAAAAGCAUUUAAUGUUAAUGCUUUACAAAAACAAAAAACAUUCUCAAAUAAAACAUCGGUAACAAUGAAAAAACUAAUAUUGAUUGGUGAUAGUUUUGCACAAGACUUUUAUAAUAUGGCUGCUGAAGGAAAACAUUUGAUCAACUAUGAAAUUCGUGUGUAUUUUAUUUUUUCACGAUGUCAAAUUUAUUUGGGUGCAGAGGAUCGAAAACAAUUCAUUGAAGCAAAACAUCAUCGAACAUGUACAAAUGCUUAUGAGAUAAAAUAUGCUUUACCACUUAUUCGUCAAGCCGACGUUAUUAUUUUAGCUAGUAACUGGUAUGAAUGGAGUGCUCAACGUUUGCCUAUGACAUUGAAAUUAUUAAAUUUAACUGGACAGCAACAAGCAUUCGUUAUUGGACCAAAACAUUUUGGAAAAGUAUAUCCAAUGGUAUAUGUUAGUAAAUCCACUAAGUACCGAAUUAAACAAUAUCAAUAUCCAAACACUGAAGUUAUUAAAAUCAAUAAUUUAUUAGAACAAACAAUAGAUAAAGAGAUAUUUGUCAAUUUACAAAAGAUGAUCUGUACUGGUUAUAAUCAGACAUGCCCUCUUUUUACUCGUGAUGGAAAAUUAAUCUCACAUGAUGGGGCACAUUUGACUAAAUAUGGUGCUCGUUAUGUUGGAAAUAUUAUUUUUAAAAAUAGGCCAUUAAAUAAAUUGUAA
This is a messenger RNA of Rotaria socialis, 1947 nucleotides long. Lineage: Eukaryota; Metazoa; Rotifera; Eurotatoria; Philodinida; Philodinidae. The record is from the annotation of a GenBank genome assembly.